AUGAGUGGAAAUGAACCUCAAUUUGAAGAGAUGGAACCAGUCUCUGGUACCUCUGUAGUUAGUUUAGUACCAGGUGGAGGAUGUAAGUUCACUUUGUUAAAUAAUAAUAAUAGUAAACCAUAUAGAAAUUUAGGUGGUCUACCAAUACAGGGUACAGAUGGUAAAUUCGUAACUAGACCAGGUGUUAUAAAUAGAUCUGCCUCACCAACCAAUGCAACAACAAGCGAUGAGUUUUGGUUAUUGGAAAUCCUAUCUAUAAAGACAUUGAUCGAUUUUAGAACUACAUGGGAGAAUAAAACUAUAUCACCUGUUAGAAAAUUCGAAGAUAAUUUUGUACAGUACUCUAUAAAGAAAGAAGACAGUCCGAGCAUGAGAAGAUCGCCAGAGAAAGAGAGAAGAUCGAGAACACCAGAGAAAGAAAGAAGAAGAUCCAACUCCUUUGAGAAAUCGACGUCGUCAUCAUCACCAGUGAAUCUCCGCGCCAGUUCCAACUUUGGAACUACCAGCAUGAGUGCAGUACCAAGCUCUUCAAGCACACUACAACCAGGAACCAACAACAACAUCAAUAACAAUACCAACGCAUCCACUCCACUGAGCAAGAGUACAAGCUCAGUAAAUACCUUAAACAACAAUGUUGCAAUGGAACAACAACAUCAACAACAACAACAACAGCAACAACAACAACAACAUGGAUUCAAUGGCGCAAGCAACAACUAUGGUGCACCUUCGAUUGUCGUGACACAGGAGCGUAGACCAGCUGAGAAGGACAUGGAGGAACAAAGAAACAACUUCCUUUGGAGAAUAUAUAAUAGAAACCUAUCUCCCGACGACAUGGUAAGGCUGAGAUCUCAUUCCUCUGGUGUAUAUAGAAAGAGAUAUUGUAUACCUCUCAUCAAUAACAAAUUCUUUUUAGAAGGUGUAUAUCAAACUGCCCCAAAUGAUACUAAAGUUAAAUGUACAGUUUCUAGAUACCUUUUGUUUAAUGAUAAGAUUGGUGCAUUCAUGUUGAUGAAUCAUCUUAAUGAUUUAGGUAUUUUGGAAAUGUAUAAAUUAACACUUUUAUAUACACAAGAAGAACUUUUGACUAUUUUGAGAAUUUUAAAGAAUAAAGAUAAUUAUCCAAUUAUGUACUUCUGCUCUCUUGGAAAAGAUAGAACUGGAAUGGUUACUUCGUUACUGCUAUCUUGUUUGGGUGUUCCAAGGGAUUUGAUCGUCGAGGACUAUUCGAAAUCCGAAGGUAAUCUCGUCGCCAGUAUGGAACAAAUCAAAAAGUAUUUCACACGAGUCGGAUUGUCAAAGGACGAGUUUGUAAGAUCGCCAAGAGAGAUUAUGGCUGGCUUGCUCGGCUGGGUCGACGAAACCUACGGUUCCAUUCAAAACUAUCUCGAAGUCAUUGGAUUCACUCACGAAGAACAACAAGAGUUGAAGAACAAUCUCAUCGUUUCACAAGAGGAAUACAACAAUAUCCUUAAUGGUUCUCGUUUGACCAACUUGCAAGGCGUACAAAAGAGACACGACGAAUAUGUUGCCGCAUCUCAAUCUUCAAAGAAAUCGCCAAAAAUCUUUUCUAGUCCAAGAUUCUGGAGAAGAUUAUCAUUCUCAAGAGAGAGUAGCAAUGCAUAA
Molecule: messenger RNA, 1623 nt
Organism: Heterostelium album PN500
Lineage: Eukaryota; Evosea; Eumycetozoa; Acytosteliales; Acytosteliaceae
Product: tyrosine-protein phosphatase
Exons: 6
Coding region: 1-1623 (540 amino acids)
Molecular function (GO): phosphoprotein phosphatase activity
Source: RefSeq, a predicted model, not a curated record